Coregonus clupeaformis (lake whitefish) is the source of this 1700-nucleotide messenger RNA. Its product is annotated as histone H1-like. The transcript has a single exon. NCBI's taxonomy places the organism in Eukaryota, Metazoa, Chordata, Actinopteri, Salmoniformes, Salmonidae. Gene Ontology annotation, cellular component: nucleosome. Gene Ontology annotation, biological process: nucleosome assembly. The record is from RefSeq and is a predicted model, not a curated record. Bases 781 to 1353 code for a protein of 190 amino acids. Gene Ontology annotation, molecular function: structural constituent of chromatin; DNA binding.
AUGGUACAUACAUUAUGGUUCUAUUAUAACCCUAUCAGUGAUGACAUUCUGGUUCUAUUAUAACCCUAUCAGUGAUGACAUUCUGGUUCUAUUAUAACCCUAUCAGUGAUGACAUUCUGGUUCUAUUAUUACCCUAUCAGUGAUGACAUUCUGGUUCUAUUAUUACCCUAUCAGUGAUGACAUUCUGGUUCUAUUAUAACCCUAUCAGUGAUGACAUUCUGGUUCUAUUAUAACCCUAUCAGUGAUGACAUUCUGGUUCUAUUAUUACCCUAUCAGUGAUGACAUUCUGGUUCUAUUAUAACCCUAUCAGUGAUGACAUUCUGGUUCUAUUAUUACCCUAUCAGUGAUUGUGGAGGAAGAAAGCCAUACAAGAAGAGAUAUUUAUGAAUUAAAGCAGUAUAAUGUUGAUAUCAUACUAAUUCCACAGAGUUAGGAAGGUCAUUGUCCCAGCUUUACUUUGCCGUUACUGUACAUAUCUUAGCAUGUUGCAAUAGUUAACUCCAAAUGACAGAACAAAUAGGUUCCAGUUGAACAAUGUUUACUUCACAGUGUCAGCACAGUACAUAGAGGCCAUUCCACUCCGCCCCGGUUGAAAAAUGACAGUAAUUUCUGUGCAGAUGCACUAAUAAGAGAGGGACACCAGCAUAAAAAAGAAGUGUAGGGUUACUUAAAACAUGAACUUAAAGGACAACUCCACCACUUGUCUCGAACACCAAACCAGUGUCUACACAUCUCCUCGCAGACCGUGUGUGUGUGUACCGGACCAAACGACAGACAGACAUGGCAGAAGUCGCACCAGCACUCGCCGCCGCCGCGCCGGCCAAGGCACCCAAGAAGAAGGCAGCAGCCAAGCCCAAGAAAGCGGGACCCAGCGUAGGCGAGCUCAUCGUCAAGGCUGUGACCGCCUCCAAGGAGAGGAGCGGCGUGUCCCUGGCUGCGCUCAAGAAGACGCUGGCGGCAGGCGGCUACGACGUGGAGAACAACAACUCCCACGUCAAGAUCGCAGUCAAGAGCCUCGUCACCAAGGGCACCCUGGUCCAGACCAAGGGCACCGGUGCAUCCGGCUCCUUCAAGCUCAACAAGAAAGCCGUCGAGGCGAAGAAGCCCGCCAAGAAAGCCGCAGUCCCCAAAGUAAAGAAGGUGGCCGCCAAGAAGCCCGCCGCGGCGAAGAAGCCCAAGAAGGUAGCAGCCAAGAAGGCCGUCGCCGCAAAGAAGUCCCCCAAGAAGGCCAAGAAGCCCGCUACACCCAAAAAGGCAGCCAAGAGCCCCAAUAAGGCUACAAAGGCAGCCAAGCCCAAAGCCGCCAAGCCCAAGGCAGCCAAGGCCAAGAAGGCAGCCCCCAAGAAGAAGUAAACCUAUGUGGUCCUCUGUAGCAUAUUAUUAUUAUUAUGUGACUCAUUUCAGAAAACUAGCCUUAUGUCGUGUGUCACUACUUCACAGGAGAUCCAUUUGAAUAUCAACUUCUUUUUUUUAUCAACAUGCGUUUUUGGCCAGAAAUGCUUUCUGGAACAUGUGAACUUUCAUGUGCCUUAAUAACAAAUGUGUAUGCCAUCUGUAAAUACGAAUACAAUUGUUAAAUUACGAGCCUAGUUGGUUUAGCCACUGAAAAAUACAGGAAACUUCUCGUUAAACAUGAUUGGCUGAGAUAAUGGAAGGGCUGGACAUGCCGAGAGAUGAGCUCGGAUUGGUCUGCCAUGUAG